AUGGCCGCUGAUGCCUCGACGGAUGUUGUAGUGACGCCUGUCUCCACGGAUUUGAUCGCGGCAACCCAAGCCAACCUCGCGCAGAAAGGGGAUCCUACGGCCGCAAAGUCACACACCAUGAUCCGAAUAGACGGUCUGAGCACUAACGUCCACGCGUCCGACUUUUACCGUCUCGCUGACAACGAACUGUCGAAAUGGAACCAAUCCAUCACAAAGGUGCAGCAAGUUCGUGACCGCAUGACGCUCGAACCAACCGGGACCUACAACGUGACCUUUUCCUCCGCCGUCGCCGCGACCGCCUACGCCACGCGCUUCCAGCGACUGCACGCCAUCGCGCGCAUCCGCGCGAACUCCCGCACCGGACUGUGGCGGAGCGAGGUGCCCGCGGCUCUGCUCCCGAGCGGUGGCAGUGUCGCCGACACCACCACGACGCAGGAAGACCUCGAAGCGGAGCUUGCACGGCUCAGCCUUGCCGCCGGCGUGCACGAGGUCGCGCUCGCGCACCGGCGCGUCAACUCCGGGCCCGAGUCCAACAAGGUCCGGUCCGCCAGCACGCGGCUCUCCGAGCAGGCCGCCGCCCAGCGAGAGCGCCUCGACAACGUCGCGAGCGGUGCCGAAGACGUCGGCGAGCAGCAGCAGCAGCAGCAGCAGCAGCAGCAGCCCUUCACCGAAGCGACGGGGCAAGAUGACGACGGCGUGGAGGACGGAAAGCAGCGGCUCGGCGCGGUGCUCCGCAAGAGGGACGGCCUGCGUCGCGUCGCCCGCCACCUGGAGGGCGCCGCGCUGCGACGAUUCGUCGUCGCCUUCCGCGACAGGGCCGAGGCGCAGCGCUUUCACCGCCUGUGGAACGGUCGCUGGCUGGGCGGCCGCGACGUACCGCCGGCGGCCGGUGCUCCGCGGCACUUUGUGCGGACGCAGGUGCUAGAUUAUUAA
Cordyceps fumosorosea ARSEF 2679 is the source of this 933-nucleotide messenger RNA. RefSeq lists its product as hypothetical. Lineage: Eukaryota; Fungi; Ascomycota; Sordariomycetes; Hypocreales; Cordycipitaceae. The record is from RefSeq and is a predicted model, not a curated record. The transcript is spliced from 3 exons. The coding region runs from base 1 to 933 and encodes 310 amino acids.